Molecule: messenger RNA, 825 nt
Organism: Chenopodium quinoa (quinoa)
Lineage: Eukaryota; Viridiplantae; Streptophyta; Magnoliopsida; Caryophyllales; Amaranthaceae
Exons: 3
Source: RefSeq, a predicted model, not a curated record
AUGGAACCUGUUAUUACCAUCUGCUUUGAAGUUAUGUUGAAGAAGACUGGAAUUGUUGCUUUUCAACAGUUCACAUAUUGCUGCUACUACAACUUUGUACAUCUGAAAUUGGUAUUCCACCAAAAUCUGCAUUUGAUGAACCUCAUCAUGGGAACAUUAUUAUCAGAAGCCAAGUUUGACAAUGCUGUGGCAGGACGCGUCUUCCUGUUAAAGAACGAUUCCUUCCGUCGUGUAUCCCCGAUUGAUGCAACCUCAAAUACUAUAGCUUCAUUUAUAGAUUUUUGUAUUGAACUAAAGGUUACACCUUUGUGUUUUGUAUUACAGGUCAAUCCUACUUCCUAGUAAUAUAGUACCAAUAGGCGGCAUAGGGGAAGAAGCACUACACCUAGCAAUCGACAGCACAAAAGCUUUGUUAAAAAUUACUUACCUACUCCCUUUCUUAUCUGGGUUAGGACUAACAAGAAUGGUUGGGCCAACAAACAUCCAUCUCGUUCGUACUUUGGAUACCCGUAUAACCAUCGAAGCCUGUUGAAGUGACUAUUUCCUGGAAAUUAGGAGGCGUUGAGGACAAAGGAAUUGCUGAAGUUAUCCUUUCUAUUUAGUAUCAAGACACUUGAUUCUAGUAAAAGCUCUUACGCAAGAAGGUUGGCUAGAUAUUUUUUGUAAAAACACUAGCCCCGCUCAGUUCAUAAUGAGAAUGUUUUAAUCCCUUUUGCCAUGUAUUUUGAAUUCUCAUUAUGUAUAUUAUAUUUAAGGGAGGAGCCGUAUGAGGUGAAAAUUUCACGUACGGUUCUGGAACGACGAUUCUUUGAAUCGAAUAACGAC